Molecule: messenger RNA, 3005 nt
Organism: Amyelois transitella
Lineage: Eukaryota; Metazoa; Arthropoda; Insecta; Lepidoptera; Pyralidae
Product: tax1-binding protein 3 homolog
Exons: 3
Coding region: 135-506 (123 amino acids)
Biological process (GO): neurotransmitter receptor transport, endosome to postsynaptic membrane; neurotransmitter receptor transport postsynaptic membrane to endosome
Cellular component (GO): adherens junction; postsynaptic membrane; postsynaptic density
Molecular function (GO): protein binding
Source: RefSeq, a predicted model, not a curated record
AUUAAAAAAACAAGGGAAAGACUUUGUUUGUUGUCUUCGUCAAACAAGUCAGUUUGUGUUUAAUAAAUUUAUUGCGUUGUUGCCGUUGCAACUUAUUUAUUUUUUAUCUAAGUGUUUAAAUUAAAUUUUCCACCAUGGCGAAAAUGGCUUUUCAGCACCAGGCCGGCACGGCAAUGGAAUGUCUAAGUAUACCUAUAACACUUCAAAAGGAGGCCGGUGUUGACUCUGAGGGCCGUGAAGUCAUGAAAUGUGGAUUUAAAAUUGGUGGUGGAAUCGACCAAGAUUACCGUAAAAGCCCUCAGGGGUAUACAGAUAAUGGUAUUUAUGUAACUGAGGUACAUGAAGGUAGUCCUGCUGCAAAAGCUGGUUUGAGAAUGCAUGACAAGAUAUUGCAAUGCAAUGGAUAUGAUUUUACUAUGGUGACACAUAAAAAAGCAGUUAGUUACAUAAAGAAGCACCCAGUACUAAAUCUAUUAGUAGCUAGAAAAGGAGUGACAUCAACAUAAUUUAACAUAACUAAAUCAUGACAUUUUGAGUUGGAUGCAGUUAAUUUCUGUGGGUCAAAUAUUUUAUGAAAAUGUUUCUCUAUUGGAAACAAAGUUUACUUUUUACAUUAUUUGCUGUUGUUGUUUGUGACUUUACUAAUUUAAUGAUAAUGAUAACAUUGGAUAAACAUUUCCUUUUAAAAUGAGUAAGAGAAAUUCACCUUCACAUUGUGUAUAUUGUAAAAAUAUGGUCUGUUUAUUCUUCAAGUUGAUGUGUUAAUGUUGCACUUAUAUUUAUUUAUUAAGAUCAAUCUUUCAAAACUUUUCACCACUAACAACAGCUAUCAAAAAACAAAUUUAUAACGUGGUAAGACAUACAAGUUUAAUUGAUGAAUUUGCAUUACUUAAUAUUCUUGUAAAUGAUGGUUUACCUAAUGCUAUGCGUAAUAUAUUUUCCUCUAAAGUGUUGCAUGAUAUUGAUUUCAAAUAAGUAUUUAUUGUACUAUGUAAGAAUUUUUAUUUAUGACAAAUAACUUCUUUGAUGCAUUUACUCAAUAUAUUUAUACUCUGCAGAAUUGUACAAAAUUAAUACCUAUUUAUGAUUUGUUUCACUAGUGAGUUACCAUUCAUUUGAGAGGACUGUCGUUAAUGAAAUUUUGAUCAAACUUUACAAAACUUUCAAUUGUCAUAAUAAAUAAUAUUAAUUUACAGUUUGAAUGAAUAGAGCUCUUUGCACUCACUCAAUAUUAAUAAAAAAUAUUAUGAUGGAAUAAUUUAUAGUUAGUGUAAGUUCAUAUAAUAAGCUGACUUAAAUCUGUUUACAAUUUGUGUCCUAUAAGUUUGUGUAUAUCAGAACAUUACACCUUCAGUUAUAUUUAGGAAAGUUAGUUAAUACUGAUACAUUUUCAAUGAUUGUAUUGAAUUGGAAUUUACCAGAUCAGAGGCAUUCUGGAAAAAGGUCAUUCUAGAUUACCCGAAACUGAUGAGCUUGCAUGAACAGAGCUAUGAAAGAGGAUGAAGCAAGAAUUAUGCUGGGAAAGUAACAAGUGGAAAGAUGUAAUCUUUGCCUAUCCCUAUGGGAAAGUGGCUUGAAUUAUAAGUAUGAACAUUACCAACUAAUUUCAAGUUAUUGUCCUGAAAUACUAAAGGGUACUUAAUGUUAGACAUAAAAUAAACAUGUUUCUGUGUCUAUUUAAAAGUUUUAAAAUAUUAAGAAAGAAUUUUUAACUUACUUAAAUAAUUUAUGCUAAACUGGGUUAGUAGUUAAAUACUGUUCUCUUGUUUUAAAUCUGUGAUUGUCUAUGAUUUUACUGUUAAGCAUGUAAUAAAUAUUAGAAAUAUAUUAAUUGGUUGUGGGUAUAUCUUGUUACAUCAGUUUGAGGCAUGAAAUUCUAAGAAUUGAUAUUAUUAAAAUAUAUUUAUUGCACAUAUUAUGGGAAUAAUGCACUGUGCCAAAUAGAUUUUAAAACACACAUUUUAUAUGAAAGUAAAAAUACUUUGAUUUUUAACAUACUGGGCAGAAUUAAUGUAGAAGAAUAAAAUGAAGUGAAGAUAAAAAUGGCCUAAUAUGAAACAUGUGUAGUAAUAAGACUAUGUAUUUAUAAAAGAAAUAAACCAGAUCACACUACCUAAAGUUCAGCCAAAGAGAAUAGAACAAGAAAUAUUUAGGCAACCAAUUAUUCUAUCAGUCUUGAUUAUUUCAAGAUUUUGUAGGAUAGCUUUUAAGAUACCAUUUUUUACGAAAUAUGCAUUUACAAGAUAUUUUCUAUUAAGCUGUACUUUAUUUAAUUAUAGAAGCUACUGUUUUGAUUUUUUGACAACAAGCUUGUAACACCAAUGUGUUGCUAUACAUUUGUUUUUUUACAGCUUUCUUCAACUAUAUAUAUGUAUAUAUCUACUAUCAUUUUGAUAUUAAUUGUUAAAUUAAUUGUUAAAUAGUACCUAUAGAAUUCUUUACUUAUCUUUUUGUCAAAACUGAAUUUCAUAUUUAUUUAUAUUUUCUAUUAUUUCUUCACAUUCUAUUAUGUUCAAUAUUACAUGAACUUUGCAUGAACUAUGUAGCACAAACAUUUUCGUUUUCAUAUAAGGAACUCUAUUAUCAAUUUUAUGUAUUAUAUUAUUAUUUAUAGAAAGAAUAAAUGUUAUGAAAAAUAAUGUCUUUUUUUCAACAACACAUUUAAAAUGAAUCUAGAACUUUCAUCAUCCAACAUCUGAACUAUACACACAAAAUCAUGUGGUCCACACACUGCAUGUUUUUGUGUGUUAACUUAUAAGAUGUAGCAUAUUUAACAAAAAGUAUGAACACAUUAAAUAUUUAUGACUAUUUAUUACAUAACAACUAUAAUGAAUGACACAUUGAAAAAUAUCAAAUUAAUUCUUUGCUGGUGGCCAAUCCCAUUGUCCUUUAGGUGGCUUAGCAAUGAGCGGUUCCCAUGGUUUCCAGUUCAACAUUUUUCUAGCAAGAUUUAGUUCAUUUUCAGCCUGGAUUAUUAGUUCUUCAGCUUGACCACAGUUGAUUCG